Fimicolochytrium jonesii is the source of this 909-nucleotide messenger RNA. Its product is annotated as N-acetylserotonin O-methyltransferase-like protein-like protein. The record is from RefSeq and is a predicted model, not a curated record. Gene Ontology annotation, molecular function: nucleoside triphosphate diphosphatase activity. The transcript is spliced from 6 exons. Bases 144 to 818 code for a protein of 224 amino acids. Lineage: Eukaryota; Fungi; Chytridiomycota; Chytridiomycetes; Spizellomycetales; Powellomycetaceae.
AAAGAGACGAAGCGAGGCGCUACUGCCAUCAUCUCGGACCGAAAAGACAUACAUAUCAACGGAAACUAGUCCUUUCGCUGCGCAUCACUGCUACCCGUCUCAUCAAAGCCUUUGACCGCACGGAAAAUCUUGGCAACGGAAGCAUGUCACCGACGUUGCCUGCACUGGCGCGACUGAACGAAAAAUACCAGAUUAUUGUGGCUUCCGGUUCACCCCGGAGAAAGGAAAUACUGACGAAGCUUGGCCUCGAAUUCAGGGUCGCAGUAUCAACAUUUCCCGAAGAUCUCGACAAAUCUUUGUACACACCCGACGAAUAUGUCCUCCAAACCGCUCUCGGCAAGGCAACGGAAGUCUACAGGCGCGUAAGGCGAUCAAAUAACCUGACCGAGGAUCACCGCCCAAUCCUAGUCAUUGCAGCCGAUACGGUCGUCAUCCACAAUGAAAGGAUAAUCGAAAAGCCGAUAUCGAAUGCCCAUGCAAAGGAGAUGUUGAGAGGGUUGGCGGGACGGGAGCAUGUUGUUGCGACGGCGAUUGUUCUUGCGUAUGCUGUGGAUGAGGAGGGAAACUUGAAGGUUGAGACAGCGGUGGAGAGGAGUAAGGUUCUGUUUGAUGAGAUGGAUGACGAGCUGAUUGAUGCGUAUGUCGCUACUGGAGAGCCAUUAGACAAAGCGGGAGGAUACGGCUACCAAGGCCUUGCGGCAGCAUUCAUCCCGCGGAUCGACGGGUGCUACUACAACGUCAUAGGUUUCCCAGUGAAUAGGUUUGUACGGACAGCGACGAACCUGCUCAAUACGCAAAGCGGUGGCGACCAGCAGUGAUAGAACCCAUGUAAGCCUACUUACCAAAGGGCAUAUAAGUCUAUGGAUGGCCAUAGAGAUGACAACGGCAGGGUAGCAACGAAUUUUAUUA